This is a messenger RNA of Colletotrichum tamarilloi, 297 nucleotides long. RefSeq lists its product as uncharacterized. Bases 1 to 297 code for a protein of 98 amino acids. The record is from RefSeq and is a predicted model, not a curated record. NCBI's taxonomy places the organism in Eukaryota, Fungi, Ascomycota, Sordariomycetes, Glomerellales, Glomerellaceae. The transcript is spliced from 2 exons.
AUGUUACCUGGCGGCGAACACCUUGACCACGAGAGGCUUGGCCACAAGAUGGCUGUCGAAUUGGUCCCAAUUGGCUUCAAUUUAGCCUCCUUUCCUUACUGUGCUGGAAUGGACGGCUUGGACAAUCCCAAAUGGAUUAUAGCUGAGCCGUUCAAUCAUGGACCAAAACGGAAACAGGCGUAUGUGUGGUCGUGUUGCCGCUGUCAGCAGAGUGGAAAUCCCUUGCGACUAGAAUCCUGCCAAAAUUGCGGGAACUCACGUUGCGCAUACUGCCCUGUGUUAAAAGUUAGGAAUUAA